GUCACAUUCAACCAAAUGCAGAAGCCCGACAAACGACGCGAUUCAUCAUCAUCGCGUCUGAAGAAAAUAUGGCGCUCACCAAAACAAUCAGCAUCGAGCGCAACAAGCGAUUCUGGUGGAGAAAACUCAAAUUCAUUAAGACGAGAAUCAAAAAAUACGAUUCAAUUGGCACCGAGUGGUUGCAAUAAUAGUAAUAGUCAAAAAGUAGCCUGUUCAUUGCCUUUAUUGCAAAUAUGGCCUAGUCAAGAUAGUCCGAGAGGUGAAGCGGAUGGAUCAUCAUUUGUUUUCUCUGUUAUAUCCGAUGACACUAUAAAGAAGCAUAAUGAUGAUACGACAUUUAUAGAAUCACCAUCAACGUCAUUGGCUGUAAACAUAUGUCGUCGAGCGUCAUUGACUGUUGAGCAUGGUCAAGAUUCGGGAAUUGAAUCCGUUCAAGCAUCACCAUCGCCUAUAAAUGCACAAUCAAAUCAGCCAAUUAUUGUAACUAGUUCUAGUAGUUUGAAGCAACAACAAACUUCCAAUAGCAGUCCUACACCAUCUGAUAAGCAGCUACAGCAAAAACAGAGAAAGCUUUUACAUCCAGAUCAUGCACGCAUACAACGCCCUCCUACCUCGCCUGAUAAUACAUCCAUUGAGGAUAUGAAUGAAUUUAGUAAUGGAAAUCUGUGUACGGCAAGCUCAAGUACAACAUCAUCCCAAACGUCUAUUGCAGCAAUUGGUUCAAAUCAUUUUAAACGUUUAUCUGAUCCGUGGCUACAUCGACAAUCAACGUCAUCCAAUAACGGCGGUGUACACGAUGAUGAUCAAAUGGAAUCACAACGAAGACGCUCAACAGGACGUUAUUCAUUGCUGGAUGCACUAGAUUUAGAAUAUGCAUUAUUAAGAGCUGCUGCUCGUGGUAGUGUCGGUCCAUAUUCACUUUCUGAAUCAAUUCACAAAUUAACAUUUACACAAUCACUUGCUUUUCCUGCACUAGCGAGAAGCAUAACAAGUAAACGAAGACGUUCCGUUGAACACACACGACAACGACCAUUAGAUCCGAAUGAGUCUGGAUUAAAUUUAUUAGCAAAAUUUAUAACCGCUUGCGUUUUAGUAUUGGUUAGCUUUUUAGUGUUUUUCAUUGUAUAUAAAUUUUCAACUACAUGAGGUUUGCUCCUUCUGAACCCUACUGACACUGUGCUCGAUGAUGUGGAUAAUGAUAAUGAAACCGAAUUGAGUAGUACCAUUGUGAAUGUGCAAUCAAAUUAUAAUAAUCAUAAUAAUAUAAAUCAAUCCACAUUCCUUUACAAUGCUACAUCGACGCACUUUGACUUUCAAUUAUAUCAGCGAGCUUUGUUGAGACGUAAUCAAACACUCGCUGAGGGGUUCAGAAGGAUACACAAUAUGACAUAUAAGCCCUAAUCAAAUAAGCUGUGAUUAUACCAUUUCGGCGAUUAAAACAAAAAUGAUUAUUGAAUGUAAAAUUAAUUAAAAAUUCGCAUUCAUUUAAAUUUUCUUGUAUCGAGAACCACAACCACAAUGAAAUUAUAAAUGAGAUAUUAAU
Molecule: messenger RNA, 1543 nt
Organism: Chironomus riparius
Lineage: Eukaryota; Metazoa; Arthropoda; Insecta; Diptera; Chironomidae
Source: the annotation of a GenBank genome assembly